AAACGGCCAGGGGUUGCCACGGUAACGGACAGACUUUCCCAGCAUCUCUAUGGUUUUACUGGUUGGAGGACCGACUGGAACGGAAACUGGCUUGCUCUCCCUUUAACUCUAUGGUUUUAACGGCUGGAGGACCGAGCAGAGAGCAGGGUGAGAGUCUGACUGUAAAUAUUAUAUAAUAAUAAUAAUAAAAUAAUAAUAAAUGUAAUGUAAUAAUAAUAAAUAUAAUAUAAUAAUAAUAAACUGAUUAUAACAUGGGGUGAGAUAUAAUAUAAACUGAUUAUAACAUGGGGUGAGAUAUAAUAUAAACUGAUUAUAACAUGGGGAGAGAUAUAAUAUAAUAAUAUAAACUGAUUAUAACAUGGGGUGAGAUAUAAUAUAAACUGAUUAUAACAUGGGGAGAAAUAUAAUAUAAACUGAUUAUAACAUGGGGUGAGAUAUAAUAUAAACUGAUUAUAACAUGGGGAGAGAUAUAAUAUAAUAAUAUUAACUGAUUAUAACAUGGGGUGAGAUAUAAUAUAAACUGAUUAUAACAUGGGGUGAGAUAUAAUAAUAAACUGAUUAUAACAUGGGGAGAGAUAUAAUAUAAUAAUAUAAACUGAUUAUAACAUGGGGUGAGAUAUAAUAUAAACUGAUUAUAACAUGGGGAGAAAUAUAAUAUAAACUGAUUAUAACAUGGGGUGAAAUAUAAUAUAAACUGAUUAUAACAUGGGGUGAGAUAUAAUAUAAACUGAUUAUAACAUGGGGAGAGAUAUAAUAUAAUAAUAUUAACUGAUUAUAACAUGGGGUGAGAUAUAAUAUAAACUGAUUAUAACAUGGGGUGAGAUAUAAUAUAAACUGAUUAUAACAUGGGGAGAGAUAUAAUAUAAUAAUAUUAACUGAUUAUAACAUGGGGUGAGAUAUAAUAAUAUAAACUGAUUAUAACAUGGGGCGAGAUAUAAUAUAAACUGAUUAUAACAUGGGGUGAGAUAUAAUAUAAUAAUAUAAACUGAUUAUAACAUGGGGUGAGAUAUAAUAUAAUAAUAUAAACUGAUUAUAACAUGGGGUGAGAUAUAAUAUAAUAAUAUAAACUGAUUAUAACAUGGGGUGAGAUGAUUAUAACAUGGGGUGAGAUAUAAUAAUAAUACUGAUUAUAACAUGGGGUGAGAGAUAUAAUAUAAUAAUAUAAACUGAUUAUAACAUGGGGUGAGAUAUAAUAUAAACUGAUUAUAACAUGGGGAGAGAUAUAAUAUAAACUGAUUAUAACAUGGGGUGAGAUAUAAUAUAAUAAUAUAAACUGAUUAUAACAUGGGGUGAGAUAUAAUAUAAACUGAUUAUAACAUGGGGAGAGAUAUAAUAUAAUAAUAUAAACUGAUUAUAACAUGGGGUGAGAUAUAAUAUAAUAAACUGAAUUAUAACAUGGGGAAUAUAAUAUAAUAGAGAUAUAAUAUAAUAUAAGCUGAUUAUAACAUGGGGAGAGAUUAUAACAUGAUAUAAUAUAUAUUAAACUGAGUUAUAACAUGGGGUGAGUGAUAUAAUAUAUAACUGAUUAUAACAUGGGGCGAGAUAUAAUAUAAACUGAUUAUAACAUGGGGUGAGAUAUAAUAUAAUAAUAUAAACUGAUUAUAACAUGGGGUGAGAUAUAAUAUAAUAAUAUAAACUGAUUAUAACAUGGGGUGAGAUAUAAUAUAAUAAUAUAAACUGAUUAUAACAUGGGGUGAGAUAUUAUAAUAAUAUAAACUGAUUAUAACAUGGGGUGAGAUAUAAUAUAAUAAUAUAAACUGAUUAUAACAUGAGGGUGAGUAUAAUAUAAUAAUAUAAACUGAUUAUAACAUGGGGAGAGAUAUAAUAUAAUAAUAUAAACUGAUUAUAACAUGGGGUGAGAUAUAAUAUAAACUGAUUAUAACAUGGGGAGAGAUAUAAUAUAAUAAUAUAAACUGAUUAUAACAUGGGGUGAGAUAUAAUAAUAAUAUAAACUGAUUAUAACAUGGGGAGAGAUAUAAUAUAAACUGAUUAUAACAUGGGGUGAGAUAUAUAUAUAAUACUGAUUAUAACAUGGGGAGAGAUAUAAUAUAAACUGAUUAUAACAUAUAAACUGAUUAUAACAUGGGGAGAGAUAUAAUAUAAACUGAUUAUAACAUGGGGUGAGAGGGGUGAGAUAUAAUAUAAACUGAUUAUAACAUGGGGUGAGAUAUAAUAUAAUAAUAUAAACUGAUUAUAACAUGGGUGAGAUAUAAUAUAAUAAUAUAAACUGAUUAUAACAUGGGGUGAGAUAUUAUAUAAACUGAUUAUAACAUGGGGUGAGAUAUUAUAUAAACUGAUUAUAACAUGGGGAGAGAUAUAAUAUAAACUGAUUAUAACAUGGGGUGAGAUAUAAUAUAAUAAUAUAAACUGAUUAUAACAUGGGGUGAGAUAUUAUAUAAACUGAUUAUAACAUGGGGUGAGAUAUAAUAUAAACUGAUUAUAACAUGGGGUGAGAUAUAAUAUAAACGGAUUAUAACAUGGGGUGAGAUAUAAUAUAAUAUAAUAAUAUAAACUGAUUAUAACAUGGGGUGAGAUAUAAUAUAAUAAUAUAAACUGAUUAUAACAUGGGGUGAGAUAUAAUAUAAUAAUAUAAACUGAUUAUAACAUGGGGUGAGAUAUACUAUAAUAAUAUAAACUGAUUAUAACAUGGGGUGAGAUAUACUAUAAUAAUAUAAACUGAUUAUAACAUGGGGUGAGAUAUACUAUAAUAAUAUAAACUGAUUAUAACAUGGGGAGAGAUAUAAUAUAAUAAUAUAAACUGAUUAUAACAUGGGGAGAGAUAUAAUAUAAACUGAUUAUAACAUGGGGAGAGAUAUAAUAUAAUAUAAUAAUAUAAACUGAUUAUAACAUGGGGUGAGAUAUAAUAUAAUAAUAUAAACUGAUUAUAACAUGGGGAGAGAUAUAAUAUAAUCAUAUAAACUGAUUAUAACAUGGGGAGAGAUAUAAUAUAAUAAUAUAAACUGAUUAUAACAUGGGGAGAGAUAUAAUAAUAUAAACUGAUUAUAACAUGGGGAGAGAUAUAAUAUAAUAAUAUAAACUGAUUAUAACAUGGGGUGAGAUAUAAUAAUAUAAACUGAUUAUAACAUGGGGUGAGAUAUAAUAUAAUAAUAUAAACUGAUUAUAACAUGGGGUGAGAUAUAAUAUAAACUGAUUAUAACAUGGGGAGAGAUAUAAUAUAAUAAUAUAAACUGAUUAUAACAUGGGGAGAGAUAUAAUAAUAUAAACUGAUUAUAACAUGGGGAGAGAUAUAAUAUAAUAAUAUAAACUGAUUAUAACAUGGGGAGAGAUAUAAUAACAUAAACUGAUUAUAACAUGGGGUGAGAUAUAAUAUAAUAAUAUAAACUGAUUAUAACAUGGGGAGAGAUAUAAUAUAAUAAUAUAAACUGAUUAUAACAUGGGGAGAGAUAUAAUAUAAACUGAUUAUAACAUGGGGAGAGAUAUAAUAUAAUAAUAUAAACUGAUUAUAACAUGGGGAGAGAUAUAAUAUAAACUGAUUAUAACAUGGGGAGAGAUAUAUAAUAAUAUAAACUGAUUAUAACAUGGGGAGAUAUAUAAUAAUAUAAACUGAUUAUAACAUGGGGAGAGAUAUAAUAUAAUAAUAUAAACUGAUUAUAACAUGGGGUGAGAUAUAAUAUAAUAAUAUAAACUGAUUAUAACAUGUGGUGAGAUAUAAUAUAAUAAUAUAAACUGAUUAUAACAUGGGGAGAGAUAUAAUAUAAACUGAUUAUAACAUGGGGAGAGAUAUAAUAUAAUAAUAUAAACUGAUUAUAACAUGGGGUGAGAUAUAAUAUAAACUGAUUAUAACAUCUCACUCCAUGUUAUAAUCCGUUUAUAUUACAUUACUGUAGCGGAAUAGACACCAGCUACGUUUAUUCCCUUAUUUGGCUGGCGUACCCCCCUGUUACAGUACUGUGUCUUUUCCCCUAUUCUUUCGAGUGGUUACUCUUUGGCCGUUCGGGAGAUUUCAUCCAAACAGGAUCCAUUCGUCUCACGAACGAGGACCAGCUCUGUGCCCCAUUAGAACGUUGACACCAGCCCCUUAAGUGUGAAAACUGCAAGGGAAACAAUAAAUGAGUGCUUCCCCUGGGUUGCCGGCAUUUAGUAUAUAACCGAACACGUGGCAGAGAGAAUGGCGGCGAUCUUGUCUCCCGAAUGAGGGCAGCGUUACUUGGUCGUCGAGUGCCUGGAAUUCUUUUUGGCCAGGCACUCGUGCGAACAUCGGUAAACUUUCGACCGCUGCCCGUUCCUGUUCCCAACCACCUACACGAACGGCGUUCGGGAGAUUUGUAUUACCGAACAGGGGGAGCAUUCGUAUCCUGAAUGCUAUAGAUUCCCUUGUAUGGUUUUCGCACAGGAACCUCACGAACAGAGACCGGCCAGGACACCUAUUUCUCUAGAACUAUUUUGGGCUAGCGCCUCGUGUCUGGUCGGUCAAAACCUCAUUACGAUGGCAUUCCCAUUCUGCUGAACUGAUCUGAGUGAUUCUUGGAUAUGUUGGUCACUCAGAUCAGGGCUAUCGGGGAAUGUACUGUUUGUGGGGUUUCUAUGUAUGGUUGGGGUACAGGAUAUUUUGUGGAUUUUCUGUGCCUGAGAGAUAAUUAAAUUACAGGAGUUUACUCAGGCAAUUAGCUCUCAGGCACAGAGGAUCUUGGGAUUGAAACCCCUGCAUUUUCUGCUUGUGAAACCCCUUGCAUGCUACUGGGCAUAAAAGCCGUGUAUAUGUCAAUAAAAUUCAGAUAUACCCCCAGAGCUGUGUGUUGCCCAGUUGCUGGGGAGGAGGUGGGAUAUUCUUGGAUUAUUUUACUGUGCCUAGUAGAGUCCCUGCUAGGACUAUGGCUCCGCUACAAUUACCCCAUGUUAUGAGUUUAUAUUAUAGUUUAUCUCACCCCAUGUUAUAAUCAGUUUAUAUUAUAGUUUAUCUCACCCCCAUAUAUAAACUAUAAUAUAAACAUUACAAUAUAUAAACUCAUUACAACAUGAGGUAAUGUAAUAUAAACGUAUUAUAAUAUAUUGGGGAAUUUAAUAUAAACCCAUUAUAACAUGGGGUAAUGUGAUAUAAACUCAUAACAUGGGAUAAUAAUAAUGGGAUUGGGGCAGAUUGGAAGAGGUCACCAGUAAUAUUAAUCUCUGCAUUGUGGGGAGGGAAAGAAGUGGGGUUAUUGGGGACUCGUGUUUCUGCCAGUUUAGGCUUGUGAGGAUUGUGGUAAUUAUUACUGUUUUAUUUUUAUGCCUUUAUAUUGUCACUUUACAGUUUUGCCUAAUGCUUAUAAUGCCAAUUGUUGGUCUAUUAACCCCUUCAGGACGGUUCAGGACUGUCCUCGGCAUUUUUGCGUUGUCGACCGAGGACGGUCCUGAACCGUCCUAAUGGAAAACGGGCGGCGGGAGCGAUCGGAGAUCACUUCAGCCAAAAUCCUGUUGUUACUAUCUGCCCGGCAUCCCAGACAGAUAGUAACAGCCAAUUGCGGCAUGUGAGCGAUCCGCGUUUAGAGCCGCUUAGAAUAGGGCGUAAUAGUCCGCCCUCCGGUUUUAAGGGGUUAAAGUAUUUGCAUAGCUUUCUUUGUUGUUUCUAGUGUGCAUUCUCUUUGAUAUCAUUUAUGGUUGUUUGGUACUUGAAGGAGUAACUGUGAGUAAUAGCACCAAGUGGUAUAUUUUUUUCUAUAUAUUCUCUCCAUUCGGUGUUAUUGUGAUUGUAAUGUAAACUCAUUAUAAUAUAUAGAAACUUAUUAUAACAUAGGGGAAUGUAGUAUAAAUUCAUUAUAACAUGGGGUAAUGUUACCAUUAUAACAUGGGGUAAUGUGAUAUAAACUCAUAAUAUAUAGAAACUUAUUAUAACAUAGGGGAAUGUAAUAUAAAUUCAUUAUAACAUGGGGUAAUGUUACCAUUAUAACAUGGGGUAAUGUGAUAUAAACUCAUAAUAUAUAGAAACUUAUUAUAACAUGGGGUAAUGUGAUGUAAACUUAUACUAAAGAGACAUAUAUAACAUAGAAAAUCAUUAUAACAUAUGGGAAUUUAAUAUAAACUCAUAACAUGGGAUUGGAGCAGAUUGGAAGAGAUCACCAGUAAUAUUAAUCUCCGCAUUGGGGGGAGGGACAGAAACUUUAAAAGAAUUACAGGGGCGGCCAGGAGUCCCUCUAACAUUGGACGUACAGGUUUGGCUGCUUUGAGCUUGUGGUCACCGAAUUUGUGUUUUGUUGGUAUUCUGUUUAGCACAUUGACCUUUUCUUUCUUCCCAGAUGUCCCAGGACAGACCGUACAUUGCCAGAAUGUAUGAGGAAGACGGAGCACUUGUCCCUGCCUCUUCUGCCCCGCAGCCCUUCACUGUGGGCCCAGAUUUAAUGGCCCCUCACCCACUACUAGACAUUUCAAUAACGCCUGACAAAGGAGGAGGAAUCCUGCGGAGAGAAAGCUCCCAUCGCAGACACAGCAGGAGGCAGGUAAUCAUAAUGAGUGGGUAUCCCUUAAAGGGACACGACAGCCUGCAGAUCACCUGGUUUCAAUUUAUUACAAUACAGACACCUGGUGGUAACUUACUGCUCAAGCAGAGACAAAAAUCUAAACACAGAUAGGAGCCCACCAAUUGUAUUUUUAUUUUAAUGGAGUCUCUAGUGUGCUGUUGAAAUGAGGAAGUCUGUGAAAUCAGGCACGGCACUCCCAUUAUGGGAAAUUAGGCUGUGAAUUUCUGAAAUAAGUAACUAUGGUUGAAAGAGACUUGUUCCCCUUGUUUCAAGGUGCGCUUUGAUGUCAGCAAUCAAUCCAAAAACAGGACAAAUGUCCAGAUAGCUGAGAGGCCAUCUCUGGGGCCCCUGGAGUUACCCAGAAUGCAUAGCACAGAAGCCCUGAAGCAGGAGGUGGAGAGAGAAUCUGAACAGGAGUUUGAUGCAGAGAGCGCGUUGCGCAAUCAGCUGGGCCGGUCAUUCAAAGCGAGGCGCAGUGUGGACAGCAAGGCGGCCAAAGGUGAGCACAGGACAAAUUUAAUGACGUUGUAACUAAAGGUAUUCCAUGUUCUGAUGACGUUUUCCUCUCUUGGCAGCUCUCAAUGUGUGUCGCGUGCAGAAUCUUUAUCAAGGCCUGGUCAGUGUAGAACCUCCUGCAGAACAAAUACAAAGACUGACUGAGAAGCCAAGGAAAGCAGAGCUUAAACAUGUGAGUACCAGAACUUCAGCUCCUAUUACUAACUGCUAACAAAGAUCUCCACCACUUCAACACUCUCCCCAGGUGCUGCAGAGCUCUAUCCUUUACAGCCCACCCUAGAGUGCCAUCUGCCGUCUCCUGCUCACAGAGAUCAGAUGCAGCGCGGGGACCUGGUGGGAGCCAUUUAAAUGUUAAACUAUGCUACAACGGUUUGACAGGUUACGCCGGACUCCUGCCACCAUAAUCACUAGAGCAGGCUGUAGUUGUUAUGGUGCUUUGUGUGUUCCUUUAACCCUCUGCCCAGUCGAUGAUGAACUCCACCAUCAUAAAACUGGCAUUUAGAUACAUCCUAACCAGUGGUAAAAUAGUAUAAUACUGUAUAUGAUCUAACCCUCUCUGUAUUGCCGUGUUUCCUCUAAUCACUGCUAUGUUAUACUAUUUACAGUGAGGGGAAAAAGUAUUUUCAAACAUUUGUCCACUGACAAAGAAAUGAUGCGUCUAUAAUUUUAAUGGUAGGUGUAUCUUAACAGCAUGUCAUUGAGUGCUCGUUACCUGGAUAAAAGACACCUGUCCACAGAAGCAGUCAAUCAGAUUCCAAACUCUCCACCAUGGCCUGUCCAAGGAUGUCAGGGUCAAGAUUGUAGACCUACACAACGCUGGAAUUGGCUACAAGACCAUCGCCAAGCAGUGUCGUGAGAAGGUGACGACAGUUUGUGCGAUUAUUCGCAAAUGGAAGAAACACAAAAUAACUGUCAGUCUCCCUCGGUUUGGUGCUCCAUGCAAAAUCUCACCUUGUGGAGUUUCAAUGAUCAUGAGAACGAUGAGGAAUCAGCCCAGAGCUACACGGGAGGAUCUUGUUAAUGACCUCAAGGCAGAUGGGACCAUAGUCACCAAGUAAACAAUUGGUAACACACUACUCGAAUCGUAGGACUGAAAUCCUGCAGAGCCCGCAAGGUCCCCCUGCUCAAGAAAGCACAAGUACAGGCCCGUCUGAAGUUUGCCAAUGAACAUCUGAAUGAUUCCGAGGAGAACUGGGUGAAAGUGUUGUGGUGAGAUGAGACCAUAAUCGAGCUCUUUGGCAUCAACUCAACUCGCCAUGUUUGGAGGAGGAGAAAUGUUGCCCAUGACCCCAAGAACACCAUCCCCACUGUCAAACAUGGAGGUGGAAAAAUUAUGCUUUGGGGGUAUUUUUCUGCUAAGGGGACAGGACAACUGCACCGCAUCAAAGUGACGAUGGACGGGGCCAUGUACCAUCAAAUCUUGGGUGAGAACCUCCUUCCCUCGGCCAGGGCAUUGAAAAUGGGUCGUGGGUGGGUAUUCCAGCAUGAAAAUGGCCCAAAACACAACCAAAGCAACAAAGGAGUGGCUUAAGAAGAAGCACAUUAAGGUCCUGGAAUGGCCUAGCCAGUCUCCAGACCUUAUUCACAUAGAAAAUCUGUGGACGGAGAUGAAGGUUCGAGUUGCCAAGCAUCAAGAAACAUCUGACCUCUGUGAUUGCCAACAAGGGUUUUGCCACCGAGUACUAAGUCAAAGGGGUCAGAUACUUAUUUCACUCAUUGACAUGCAAAUCAAUUUAUAACUUUUUGACAUGCGUUUUUCUGGAAUUUUUUUUUUUUUUGUUAUUCUGUCUCUCGCUGUUUAAAAUACAUCUACCAUUAAAAUUAUAGACUAAUCAUUUCUUUGUCAUUGGACAAACGUUCAAAAUCAGCAGGGGAUCAAGUACCUUCCUUCCCUGUAUCUGUCUGUAUUGCCAUGUUUCCUCUAAUCACUGUUAUACUAUAUACCUUCCUUCCCUCUAUCUGUCUGUAUUGCCAUGUUCCCUCUAAUCACUGUUAUACUAUAUACCUUUCUUCCCUCUAUCUGUCUGUAUUGAUGUGUUCUAUCAUUCCAGGUCACUCCUAUGGAAGGCCCAGAUCUGUUUGCCUUCUACAAGCCCAGUGAAUGUCACACUGAAACUCCUUACCUCAAUGUGGAUGGACUACCUGCGCUCACUGCUCUCCCCCAUUCAAGGCCUCCACGGUGCUCUUUUGAUAUGGUUUACAAGCUGGGAGAAUGGGCAUCCUAGCUGCUAUCACUGGAUCACAGAGCUAGCACUCAUAGCGACAUUGUAACUUUACUCUAGACUUUUCAAUUAAAGAUUAUUUAACCUGCAUCAUAGCGUGUACAUUGCACGGCAUCAUGUACAUUAACAUGGAAUGCUAUAGCUGGGCAGUAUUGUGUAACGUGUACAGUGUCAUAGAAUGAUGUAGUUGGGCGGUAACGUGUACAAUGUCAUAGAAUGCUAUAGCUGGGCAGUAACGUGUACAAUGUCAUGGGAUGCUAUAGCUGGGCAGUAACGUGUACAAUGUCAUGGGAUGCUAUAGCUGGGCAGUAACGUGUACAAUGUCAUGGGAUGCUAUAGCUGGGCGGUAACGUGUACAAUGUCAUAGAAUGCUAUAGCUGGGCAGUAACGUGUACAAUGUCAUGGGAUGCUAUAGCUGGGCGGUAACUUGUACAAUGCCAUAGAAUUCGCAGUAGGGUCAUUCUUACAGCUGUAGCAGGAUUUCUGGUUUGGGACCAGUGAAUCACCUCAGCCCUCGCAUCACGCCCAAAAUUCUGGUUCUUGCUUUCAAAUCUCUACAUAAUGCUGCUCCCACCUAUCUGUCCUCCCUUAUACACAAGUAUGUCCCGUCUAGGCCCUUACGAUCUGCUGAAGACUUACGUCUGUCUUCUGCCCGUACUCCCACCUCUGAUGCUCGCCUUCAAGAUUUCUCGAGAGCUGCACCGUUCCUGUGGAACUCACUUCCCUCCUCCAUUAGAUGCUCACCCAGUCUCCACUCCUUCAAAAAAUCGUUAAAAACCCACUUCUUCAUAAAAGCGUAUCAAUUAACCCCUUAAGGACGCAUGACAUGUGUGACAUGUCAUGAUUCCCUUUUAUUCCAGAAGUUUGGUCCUUAAGGGGUUAAACUGUUAAUAGCUCCUGACUGAUUCCUCUUCUGCAACUGUCACUAGUCUAAUACAAUCCUUACCUUUAUGUGUCACUUUACCCCAUUCCCUCUAGCAUGUAAGCUCAUUGAGCAGGGCCCUCAACCCCUCUGUUCCUGUGUGUCCAACUUGUCUGGUUACAACUACAUGUCUGUUCGUCCACCCAUUGUAAAGCGCUGCGGAAUUUGACGCCGCUCUAUAAAUAUCAUAAUAAUAAUAAUAACAUGAAGUCCUGGGGUGUGACUUACUGGUUACUGAUUGUCAUAUGAAUUUAACCCACUUGUGAGAAUGAUUAACUGAAAAUAUUCCUUUUGGGGUGAAAUUAUGAAUUUUAUUUUUUUACUUUUAAUUUAUUCAUUUUAUAAGACAUGUAUAAGAUCUGUAAAAG
Messenger RNA from Pelobates cultripes (western spadefoot toad), 10483 nucleotides. Lineage: Eukaryota; Metazoa; Chordata; Amphibia; Anura; Pelobatidae. The record is from the annotation of a GenBank genome assembly.